Myiozetetes cayanensis is the source of this 6711-nucleotide messenger RNA. It is a transcript of the gene PI15, whose product is annotated as peptidase inhibitor 15. Lineage: Eukaryota; Metazoa; Chordata; Aves; Passeriformes; Tyrannidae. The transcript is spliced from 6 exons. The record is from RefSeq and is a predicted model, not a curated record. Gene Ontology annotation, cellular component: extracellular region. The coding region runs from base 298 to 1074 and encodes 258 amino acids.
GACCCUCUGAGAGACUGCCCGUACUGGCUUUCACAGGCUGUAACAUAUAAAAGCUGUUAGCAGCGCCCCUGGCCAGAAGCUUCACAACUAGCAGAGUUUAGAGUCCUUUGGGGCGUUGUAAUAAGAGACACUCCUUCACAAAGGUUCAUAUCAUCACAUAGGAGAGUGCUAUAUAAACUGGGAGAACAAUAGACUCAGUUCUUUUUUUUUUCUUGGUAUUAUCCAGAGAUCUGUUUUCUGCUGCCCUGACUUAAAGCAGAGUACCUCUGUGGCCUAUCUCUCUCCUUUGGCCCCAAAAUGACAGUAAUUGCUGCAAUCAGUUGUACUCUGUUAUUUUCCGUUCUCUGUGAAACAAGUGCAUUAGUGUUACCCAACUCCACUGACCUAUUCCUGUCAGACAAUAAUUUCCCUGACAUUGAGACGGCUUUGGCAGCUCAUCUGGACUCUGCAAAAAUUCCCAAAGCCAGGCGGAAGCGCUACAUUUCUCAGAAUGACAUGAUUGCCAUUCUUGAUUAUCAUAAUCAAGUCAGAGGCAAAGUCUUCCCACCUGCUUCCAACAUGGAAUAUAUGGUCUGGGAUGAAACUCUUGCCAAAUCUGCAGAAGCUUGGGCUGCUACAUGUAUUUGGGACCAUGGACCUUCCUACCUACUGAGAUUCUUGGGCCAGAACCUGUCUGUAAGAACUGGAAGGUAUCGAUCUAUUCUUCAGCUGGUAAAGCCAUGGUACGAUGAGGUGAAGGAUUAUGCUUUCCCUUAUCCUCAAGAUUGCAAUCCCAGGUGCCCCAUGCGAUGUUAUGGACCCAUGUGCACCCAUUACACACAGAUGGUUUGGGCCACUUCCAAUCGUAUAGGCUGCGCAAUCCACACGUGCCACAAUAUGAACGUCUGGGGAUCUGUUUGGCGACGAGCUGUUUACUUGGUAUGCAACUAUGCCCCAAAGGGGAAUUGGAUUGGAGAAGCACCUUAUAAAGUAGGAGUCCCAUGUUCAGCUUGUCCUCCAAGCUAUGGAGGUUCUUGUACCAACAAUCUUUGUUUCCCAGGAGUAACAUCAAACUACUUGUACUGGUUUAAAUAAGUUAAGGUUUACAUUAUUUUGAAGAAAACCACAGAUGAGUAACAAGAAGCUUGUAUAUUGAAUUUUGCACAUAUUUUAUAUAGAGAGAUAUUGUAAUAAUACUCUGAUGUUUUCUUUUUGUAUGCUUUUGUAUAAUUAGCUUUCAAAGUAUAGUAUAAUUUGGUUUUAACACUUUGGGAUUUAAGACUCACAUUGUCCCUUUUAGAUUAGCAUUUUGUUCAAGGAGAGAAAAUCUUCACCUUAGCAAGUGUAGCUUCCUGAACACAUCAAAAUAUAGAAUAUUACUUCACUUUUAAAACUAAUAGCUCCAGAAAGAGAAGGGCCAUUGUUUAAUACUGUGCUUUAAAAUUGGAGUGUGACAUGCAAAGCAACAAAUGGUCCUCACACUCCCAGUGAUUCCUCCCAUUUACACCUGUGCUUCCACCUGCAACGUCAACGGGACACUGAGCAGAGAAAUACAUAUGUGCAAGAGAAACUGCAGGUUAUUACCUACCUCAUGCACAGCGUCAAUUGGUUUAUGGUGUUUCAAGAGUUCAGCACACGGCUGCUGCUAUCGCCAACGAUGUCUGUGUGCAGACAGGAAUAUUAGGGAGAAUGGGGAACCACACUGGCCAAGAUGCAGUGGCUGUUAACUCACAAGCCUAAAAUCUUAUCUAGAUGGAAAGCUACUUCAUUUUAAGUAUACUGGUGUAACAGCUCAGCUUGAAUCUACCUUCUUGUAUUUCUGAACACAGUCAUAAUGCUUAUAAUGGUGCUUUGCAGGAGUAUACUUAUUCUUGCACAGAAAAGCAAAGAAAUAUAUUGCUACAAAGCAACAUGCAUCAAUACAUGACAUCCAUACUGGUUUUUACACUACCAGUUUGCCAGUAUAUGUGUUAUCCCCUGACUGAAACACAGUCAAGAAUCAGGAAAGAUCAGACCUAAAAGUAGGUAAGAAGAUUUGUAAAUAAAAGUCAUCAGGAAAUUUCAAAAGUUCAUAUAAAUUUCUUACCAAACAAAUUUCUAAAGCAAUUGGCAGUGUCCUUUAAAAUAUAUUGUGCUGUUUCCUGAAAAUAUCUGUGUGAAUUAUUAGAAACCGAAUCUACCAAAAACUUUCCUGCCAAAACCUGAACACAUUAUUGGUGCUUACUAGAACAUUUAUAAAGAGGGCCUACACAUUAAGCUAGAAUAUUAUACAGCUACUUUACUAGAAAAAAAGGUUAUAGAAAGGAAGAAGUUGAAUGUCAGCCACAACUACUAUGUCAUUGAAAUAGCCACGAGUUUUGGGUUUGUGUUAGAGGGCAGAAUGUACUCCACUUUAAAUAUACGUUUAGUAGCAUGUAGCGUGUUUACUGCUUGCACUGCUACAUUUAGACCUCUGAAAUUCAUGAACUUUGGAAAGCAAUACUGAGUAGAGCAAGUGGAACAACAGAGGAUAAUUUCACUAGUGCUGCACAUGUAUGUAUCUCUAAGUCACUAAUUCAGUCUUUUGAGGGUAUUUGAAACAGUCUGUCACCAGAGUAGGAAAUAACAUAUUGGUGAUAUGAAAGAAAGAUCAGAGUUUGAAUUCUUCAUGUUAUUCUUUUUCUCGAGCAAGAUAUCUGAGAUGGGGGGAACGGGCUCUAUAGUGUAUAAAACAUAGCAGCCCCUCUCUAUCUGUCCAUAAUCUGAUCCCUCAGAGAACAUCAGAUGCUGAUCUAUGGCUCUUCAGACAUUUCUGGUUAGUGACCCUUCUGCAUUUGACAGGACAAUAACUUGACAGGUAUAUUUCCUUUAAAUGUGUCCAUGUUGUAAAAGAAUAGCACAUCUAAUAUUCUAUUAAUAUUUAUUGUAACAGUUACACUAUAAACAUUUUUCCCUGUGUUUUCAAAGGGGUUUGGACUUGGACAGUGCUCAGUCAGCCAAGUACUUUGGCUGAGUAAAAUCCAGUCCUGUUUUGGGAGUGAAAAACAACCUCUUUGUAUCAUCGAUGUACACACUGAAACAAUUCAGUGAAACAAAACUACUUGGUGGGUCACUAGCCCUCAGCCAGCACAAUUUUUGACAAAAUGCGUGUGACAAAUGCAUUUUUGUUCUGCAUAAGGAAUCUUCUAUAGAGGUAAGAUAGCACAGUUAAAACAGUGCCUCUAGCCAUUUUCAGUAUUUUUAUUCUUUUUUUAAAAAACCCACAAAACAGGAAGCAGAACAUAAGAAAAAGUUCAGGUUAAGCCGUGGAGCCUACAACAGUAGGUCUAACAAUAAGUGACUAUGCACUUUGAAACUUGCAACUUGUAUGUUGUAUGGUACACUUUCCAAACAGGACUAGACAUUGUAAAUUAAUUUAUAAUUCUGUAAUUCAGCUGAAAUUAUUAUCACGGGUAUAUAUGUUAUCGUAUCUGUUACUUUUUGAGUUGCUACAAAUACCUUGAUUUUGUGUAAUAUUUUGUUUUCUGUGGAUAUAGAAAACUUUGCUUUUAACAAACAGGUAUGCAGGUUUUUCACAUCCCAUAAUGGUGCUAGGGAAUAACUAUUGUAAAUCACACUGUAAUUGACAGCAGCAAAAAAUGAUAUGGAUAUAAGCUAUUUCAUACGAGCAGCUCCUGAUAAAACCAGUCACAAGCACUCAAGCAUUAACUUAAUAUUUUUCAUUGAACAGAGAGGAUUACAGCUCAUUAGAUAUUCGAUUAACACAUGAAAUUUCACCUUCAGUUGUCUUUGGCAGCCCUAAUGCAUGCCGAGGAAAACUCUUGAUGAGUUCAAGGCCAUGCUAAGGCAAACUACCCCAGUUGUUAUUCUGAUGGCCCUGAAGUACUAAUUUCUUCUCAGCAGAGGGGUGUGCCUUUAAAGACAGAGAAAUUAGCUCAGACUUCUGUUCUGAAUAUAAAAUUAUAAAAGUAUAUACAAACUAAAAUAAGGCAAAAAAUAUUUUUGGUCAAAAUACUAUGAGAGACAUGAGAGUAAAAAAUGGAGUAAUUGAUAUGAUUAAUUACUGAGUGCAGCUGUUUAUGAUAUCUGCUUGUGACUUUCUGCCUCAUUUAAACAUCUAAGAUGAUGAGUAGCAAUUGAUACCUUUUGGUGCUAACCUCUAUGUUCUGGUGCUGAAGUUACAGAUAUUUUUUUUUUGUGGAAAAUGGGGUUCUCUUCCAAUAUUACCAUAUGCACUCCAGUGUUUGUGAGAUCUUUUUCAGCUAAGUAUAUCAUUUACCACUAGGCCAGAUUUGCUUUCAAAGUUCCUUUUUGUGGUUGUUUCAGUCUCUAAUAAGAGUUUUAUGUGCCUCAGAGAGGUAAAUGUAUUCGAGUUCAAAACCAAAACAAACAACAGUCUUCCCACAUCACAACAGGCAAGUGCCUGUGGAACAAAUUAUUAAGAGAAUAAGACCUCUGACAGUCAUGACCUAUUGAUGCUGAACAAGUUUUAGUGAUUCCAGAUCCUCUCUGUGGAAAAUAAAUGACUUCAGAAAAUCUGGGCUUGACCUUGGACACUAAUCCUUGGGAUCUGUUCUCUGAGAUCAGUUUGUUUCCCUCUGAAUUUUAGAUGAGUUGGAUCAGGUCUCAGCGAAAACCAUAGGAGGUGUAAUGUAACUUUUGAGACCUUUAUGACCAGCAAAAUUAGACUUCACAUGCCAUCCACUAUCAACAUUGGGAAAUACCAUGAGGCUCUGAAAGAGGAAACUUCCCAGGGCAGAAGUGCUGUGUACCUCAGCUGUGAUCUAACAGAAAGAAAUAUAUCUGUAUCUGUAUCCAUGUCUAUGUCUAUAGAUAGAUGGAUAGAUAUGUGGAUAGAUCUGUUAAUAUAAUCUUCCCGAGGACCAGGCUGAAAGCAUGGAUGCCCUCUUGUGGCUGAGAAUUCUUCUAUGUCAGCUUGAUUACAUUGGAAUCCAAGAGGUUUCAGGAUAUUUUAAAAACAAAUGCAAAUUUUAAUUUUUCAGCCUUGAUUUUAAAGACACAUGACUUAGUAUGUCUGUUUCCUUUGAGAAAUGAGGUGCAGUGCAAAAUUCUUCCAUUUCUUAGUUUUAUGUAUUUUGUAAGUAUGGAACUCAAUCACAGUUGUAUUUGCUGUUGGUUUCCCAUUGUAAAAAGUUUUAUGACUAUGAGGUAAAACAGAGGUAUUCAGAUGUCAGAAGAAUUUUUAGAAGCAUUAAAUCAGAUAUAGUUCUUAAAAAACAGGGUGUGGAAAGCCUCAUUACUCAGAUGCUAAAUUCUAACAGUCCCUAAUAAAAUUUUAAAGGUCCAAAUUACUGUUGUGAUCUCCCCAUUUUUGCUAAGUUUUCAAGACAAAACUCUUGGUUUCCUUUUCUAGAAUGGAAUGAUCUUGGAAUCCAAGCACACAGCAUUUUUAUGGUGAAUUUUAAAACUAUGCAAAAUAGAAAACUUGUAUGCUCUGGUUCUCAACUCAUACAUUGGUUUGAUGGUCUCAAAGUGCACAAACCUUGUUUAAAUUCAUAAGAAGAGUGUUGAACUUCUGACAACAGUAGCCUGAUAUAACAACAACCUUCUUAAACUGCUUUCUUUCAAUAGGAAAUAAUUGAAAAAUCAGGGAAAAAAAAGCAGUGACUCAUCUGAUUAAUGCAACAGAUGGGCAACAGCCUAUCUGGUUGAUUCAGGAAAUGAUAAACAAAACUGAUUACUCUUGGUAAUUUUAAUACUUCCUUGCUGCUUAGCCUUCAUUUACUGAGUUUCCCUCAGGAUAGAGUUAUUUUCUGUUAGAGAAGAUUUUUUUGCUCAUAUUACAAAGCAAUACAUUUUUAAAUUGGCACAAGCCAGUGGAACAGAUAGAGACUUUUGAUCGUUAUCUACACUCUGCAGAGCCCCUCCGAGUGUGAUGUGUGAGAAAUCCAGAUUGAAAUGGUUGCAACUGAGUAUUAUCACCUUGUCUUCUGCCAAAAGACAAAAUUCAGAGUGGAAAGUGUUUUUGGCAUAUUAUAAUUUGGUAAUCAGAUUGUAAAUUCUUUAAAAUCCCUCAUACUGACAAAUUCAUAUAAAUUAUGAUCAGAGUUAUUUUGGCCAGCAGGAAAGAGGGGAAAUAUCUCUCAGGUUGCAUGUUUGGCUCACAACAGCAAUUGUCAUUCAAAUCACCGGGCUGCUCAUCAUGCUGCUAACUCACUACAGCUUCAAUAGAUCAUCAUUAAGUCAGGAAGUAUCUUAGAUGUGAUGUUUGAAGUAAUAAAAUUGUUCCUUAAGAGUGAAUGGUAAUAUUGGAAUCUAAUAGCUCUGAGGAGUUAAACAGCUUUGUUUCACGUAGGGUGCUCUUACGUAAUUGAAAUGGUGCUUAAAGGCAAGUUUCAUUUAAGAAGCAGAAGCUUCUGAGGAUUGGCAAAUUAUUAUAUUUCUAUGCUUUUUUAUCUGAACCCAUGUGAAAAAAAGAAAUGUUCAGAGUUUAUAGAAUGACAUGCUCUUUUCCCCCUCUCACUAUGUAUUUUCCCUUUUCUUGUUUGGAUUUUUUGAUAAUUUCGUGGGUGGGGUUAUAUCUGGAUUUUUUUGGAGAAGAAAGCUUGUUGUCUAACACGUGUUUCAGUGACCUUAUCAAUGUAUCAUUUCUUUCAUACUGUCAUAUGAUGCUAUAUACAUUAUAAAUUUGUAUCCCUGUUUCAACUUCUAAUGCUAUGAAAUUAUAAAGAAGUGUACAUCAUUUUGAUCUAUUUUGUAACAUCUAUGCAUUUAAAUAAACAAGUAAAAUUA